CCCACCACUACCACUACCACCGUCGCCACCGAGCCUGCUCCUUUUAUAUCUUUUGUUUCAAAAAUUCAAUUCAACGCUGUUUCAAAUAAAAUUCCCGACUCUUUUUUAUUUUUCAUGUUUCUUUAUUUUUCCUUUUCUGUCAUAAUAUUUUUUAAUUUUUAGACAAAAACAUAACAAAACGAAACGAAACGAAACAGAGAAAUGCAGUCGCCGGCAUCUUCACCUCGUCACACAAAUGGCAGCAAUGGGCACAGCACUUCAACUAUCAGCGAGCAGGACCUUUUGCGACGGACCUCGCGGGUUCUCCGGCAGCUAUACCUCCGGGAGCAGCGCUGGAUAGAAACACGGACGCCCUCCCAACUAUCCGACCUGACGCAGCAGGGUCAGCUGCCGCUCAAUGAGCAGCUACACUACGGGGAAAUAGCAUUUGUGCUUUUGCGCCUCAAACCAUGCGCCAUAAUAGAUUUUGCGACGGAAGACAAGCAGCUGUUGAACGACUACGUGCAAAGGGUUAUUCAGCCCACAGUAGGCGAGCUCAAUGCCUUGGGCUUGCUGGCCAAAAAGAUGACCAAGGGACACCAGCAGCGGAGGGCGGAAUCUAAUUCGGCGUGGUAUCCAAGAGAGUUCCGGCUGGCGUGUGCACGGAUUGAGGGUCAGUUGGCCAGUCCCGAGGUGCCCAGCUGGACAGGUGCAUAUGCUUUGUAUGACGAAAUGUGGGAUGAGUCAAGGGAUUGGGCAAGGGCCAAUUUGUUGGACGCGAAGAAGGGCAGCAUUAGUGAGGACGAGUUGGCACGGGGGCUGGACUACCCCGGUUCCAUUCCCAAAACUAACGAGGACAUGCAGCUGAUUGUACCCGUAUCGUACUUGGGCCGCAUAAAGUAAGUCAAACCGCGUCCCAAAUAGGAAAGCAAGAGAUAAACGAGACCGUGGGAACGACAGUGUAAAUGCAAGCAAACAAGAAGACGGGUGUAGAAAUAGAUGCAGAUAGGCUCGAGCUUACCCAAUGUGGAAGGAGGGAGUUUUGAUAAACAACCCGAACUCGGCUUAUUAACGAUUCCAAACUAAACUUUAAAACUUUAUAUUUUUAUUAUCGCCUAUUUUUCGUAGAAGCGAGAGCGGGGAGUGGCUGUCAGAUCGGUGGGAGUGUCUGACCUCGUUCAUCGUUUUGCAGCACGAGCUGCCGCAGAUGGCUCUGCACCGCAUCCGCUACGAGGCAAUCCGGAUGUUUGACAUUGAGAUGCAGGUCGCCAUGGACACGUCUUUGAUCGAGGAGUUUCCAAUACAUAGCGAGAAUUGAGGGGUGCAUCACUGAAUGCCGCGCUGGUGAGAGGUUUUGCUCUUGCUGAUACAAGUACAAAUACAAAAUACAA
Messenger RNA from Kickxella alabastrina, 1370 nucleotides. RefSeq lists its product as uncharacterized. NCBI's taxonomy places the organism in Eukaryota, Fungi, Kickxellomycota, Kickxellomycetes, Kickxellales, Kickxellaceae. The coding region runs from base 202 to 882 and encodes 226 amino acids. The record is from RefSeq and is a predicted model, not a curated record. The transcript has a single exon.